This is a messenger RNA of Acanthosepion pharaonis, 627 nucleotides long. Lineage: Eukaryota; Metazoa; Mollusca; Cephalopoda; Sepiida; Sepiidae. The record is from the annotation of a GenBank genome assembly.
AUGGGCAUUUCUCGUGCAAAUUGGCAUAAAAGAAAGGCGACGGGAGGUCGUCAGGUUCAAAUCCGCAAAAAGCGGAACUUUGAGCUUGGUAGACCAGCUGCUAUGACCAAAUUAGGAGCUCGUAGAGUUCACACCGUCAGAACAAGAGGUGGCAACCAAAAGUUCCGCGCUCUCCGGUUGGAUACUGGUAACUUUGCCUGGGGUUCUGAAAGUAUUUCCCGAAAAAGCAGAAUCAUUGAUGUUGUGUACAAUGCUAGCAAUAAUGAGUUGGUUCGUAUGAAAACUCUUGUAAAAAGCUGUAUUGUCACUAUUGAUGGUACCCCUUUCCGACAGUGGUAUGAAGCACAUUAUGCACUCCCUCUGGGUCGGAAGAAAGGAGUUAAACUGACUGAGCAGGAAGAGGCAGUUCUAAAUAAGGUCCGAUCUAGAAAGAAUCAGAAAAAAUACAUUCGCCGGAAGAAGACCGCAAAAGUAGAACCAACUUUGCUGGAAGAAUUCAUGACUGGAAGGCUUCUUGCCAAAAUUACAUCACGGCCUGGUCAGAUUGGAAAAGCAGAUGGCAUUGUGCUUGAAGGCAAAGAACUGGAAUUCUAUAUGAGAAAAAUAAAGGCAAAGAAAGGAAAAUAA